AUGGCGCAUCAGCAGCAACAGCAACAACCUCGUGCUGGGGCGCCCGCAUCAUCCUCAGACACCUCAGUCCCAGACAUCAGCGACCACAAUAAGGCCUUCCACUUUCUGUAUGACCAGGCCCAGAAGGCGCAUUUUGCUGGUAACCACGCCAAGGCCAACGACAUCACCAACUGGCUUCUGCUCGAGCCAGAGUGCCCUCCCCUCUGCGAGGCCGGCGCCCACCUCAUCCUCGCUCACGCCCCGGACACGGCAGACAUGCAGGUCGACCACGCCCGCCGUGCCCUCCAGCUUUACCACGCGGUCGAGACGCAGACUGUCAGAGACGGACCUCGCCGCAAGUACAUCAAUUGGGCCCUGGCCCGGGCCCAGCGGAUCCUCAGCGAGACCCUCCAGCGCUCGAGAGUGUCCGAGGAGCAGAAGAAGAAUUCGAUGCCGGUCACAGAGGCCGAGUACGCAACAAUGUGUGCUGAGUAUGUCGAUGGAUUCUGGGAGCAGGAACUCGGUCGGGCAGAGGACAACACCACACAGUGA
This is a messenger RNA of Microdochium trichocladiopsis, 531 nucleotides long. RefSeq lists its product as uncharacterized. The record is from RefSeq and is a predicted model, not a curated record. The transcript has 2 exons. Bases 1 to 531 code for a protein of 176 amino acids. Lineage: Eukaryota; Fungi; Ascomycota; Sordariomycetes; Xylariales; Microdochiaceae.